Molecule: messenger RNA, 5067 nt
Organism: Ictalurus furcatus (blue catfish)
Lineage: Eukaryota; Metazoa; Chordata; Actinopteri; Siluriformes; Ictaluridae
Gene: spina
Product: spindlin-Z
Exons: 6
Coding region: 1373-2158 (261 amino acids)
Biological process (GO): gamete generation
Source: RefSeq, a predicted model, not a curated record
AGAGACAGUAAUGUGACUGCAUAUUCGUAAUUGCCCCCAGAGUCAGAGUUGUGGUGGCAAUUCUGUUGUGUUGUGAGUUAUUUCAAGGGUGGUAUACCACCCCGGAUCUGAAUAUACCCCCCUUCCUGACUGAAAACACAUCCUCACAGCUUUACCAGAGAAAUCAUCUCUAUUCGGUACUUGAGUACACACACUUGAGUCAUGAAUGUUAUUUUUGUUAACAUGUUUAUGGGUUAUUGUUGAAUAUUGGCAAAACCACACGCCAUUUUUAACCCCGUUACUGUCGCAUUGUCUGCGCACAUAAAUUUUACCCUCAAGUUUAGAGCGGAGAGAAGAAACGAUGGAAACUGUACAGGCGCUCACUAUUGUGCAGGAAGCGCAGGUUCCUCACGCCAGACUGCCUCUGAUCUCGGAGCACUAUUUGGCAGAGAAUGGGAGGGGGAAGUCUCGGCCGCAGUUGAGCUCAUCAGAACGGCUGCUGCUGGAUUCAGAGAGCAGGAGAGGAAUCUUCCUUUAGCUAUAAAUGCACCAUUAAAAAAAAGAAAAGAGGGUAAGCUGCAUAUCACCACACAUGCAGACAGACAGGUAUGGCUUCGUGAGAACUGUGAAAUUAACCGACACACGGUUUUCGUACGGAGCUGUGGGGGCUUUCUUUCUCUCUCUCUCUCUCCCCCUCUCCCCCUCUCUCUCUCCCUCCAGACAUUUUUUUUGUUUUCAUUUGAAAUGUGUUUCUUGUCAGACAGGCAGCGGCGCUUUUUUUUUUUUUUUUUUUACAGUCCCUCCUUUGUUCGGCUGCUGCGGGGAUUGUAAAUAAUAGCCCAGCAAACAUGGCUGACAUCGCUCACUGCUUACAGAGCUAGCUCUAGCUAACGUUUGUGUGUUUUUGGGUUUUUUUAAACAUCCAUAGGUUUGUGUUUGCUGCUACGGAUCUUUUCAGACGUGUGGCUAACCUUAUUCUGUGUUCUCCUGGGAUAAUUACGACCUCUGCAGUCGAUAAAGGUUAGCUAAGGUAUUCAUGCUGGUGCACGGUUAGCUUCGUUUUGGCUUAGCUUUAUUUAUUUUAUUUAUUUGAUUUGUUUUAGUGAAUGUUCGGGUAUUGCUGAUCUGUGUAGCGUUUUCUGUGAAAAGGCAGGUUUUAAAAGCCCUACUACAAAAGUGAAAGACUGGAUAACCAUCACCUGCCAGAGCCCUGAGUGGGCUGCUGAUAACACCAGAUUGGACUAUUGGAUUACCUGCCAGCAUUUUUCCAUUUUCACCACACCUUUUUUUUUUUUUUUUUUUUUUUUUUUUUUUUUUUUUCUUCGCUAGACAGAUUUAAAUUCAUAUUUUCACCCUAGUUUGGCAGCAAGGCUGCUCCCCUACAUCCAGAUGAAUGAAGACCCCAUUCGGGAAGAACGCAGGCCAGAGAUCCAGAGCUGAUGCAGGACAUGCCGGUGUGUCUGCAAAUAUGAUGAAGAAGAAGAAUUCCCACAAAAAACACAAAAGCAGCGUGGGGCCCACCAAAGUGUCGCAGCCCCGGCGAAACAUAGUGGGCUGCCGCAUACAGCACAUCUGGAAGGAGGGCAGCGGAGCAGCGUCCCAGUGGAAGGGCACCGUGUUAGACCAAGUGCCGGUCAACCCAUCCCUCUACCUAAUCAAGUACGAUGGGUUCGACUGCGUAUAUGGCCUAGAGCUGCACAAGGACGAGCGAGUGCAGGGGCUGGAAGUCCUGCCGGACCGUGUAGCUUCGACGCGCAUCAGCGACGCACAUCUGGCUGACACGAUGAUAGGCAAGGCAGUGGAGCACAUGUUCGAGACGGAGGAAGGCUCGAAGGACGAGUGGCGGGGCAUGGUGUUGGCCCGAGCACCCAUUAUGAACACAUGGUUUUAUAUCACUUACGAAAAGGACCCGGUCCUCUACAUGUACCAGCUGCUCGACGACUACAAGGACGGAGACCUGAGGAUCAUGCCGGAUUCAAACGAUUCGCCCCCUGCGGAGCGCGAACCUGGAGAGGUGGUGGACAGCCUCGUCGGCAAGCAAGUGGAGUAUGCCAAAGAGGAUGGCUCCAAACGGACUGGCAUGGUCAUACACCAGGUGGAGGCCAAGCCCUCCGUCUAUUUCAUCAAGUUUGAUGACGACUUUCACAUUUACGUGUACGACUUGGUGAAAACAUCGUAGGCGGGUGACCCGAGGCAGAGGAAGAAGGAGGUCCAGGUAGCCCAGGAGGAGAUUUGACUUCGGAUGUGAUCCACAGACUCUGACAGAAGUUCUCAUGGAACGUUUUCUUUGCACCAUCUGAAUGGAGAUGCGGUGAUUGAUGUUUCACUGGAGCCUUGGAUUGCCACUAGUUAAGUGUCUUUUUUUUGUUUGUUUGUUUUUUCUUUUUUUUAUCCUCUCUCUCUCUCUCUCUCUCUCUCUCUCUCUCUCUCUCUCUCUUUUUUUUCUUUUUUUUUCUUCUCAUUUCCACAUGAAGGGAACGGUGUUUUGACAAGGUAUUCCCUAAACAAAAGUAGCUACAUGUUGAUGGUGUUUUUUUGUGUGUGGUUUAUUCCUGUUGAAUAACGGGCGUACAUCAUUUCCACUCCUGAACGGGAGAACCGGGGGUCAGCCUCCAGUUCUCACUUUUCAAUCGUGCACUUUGAUGACGGAGAGGUUCAGCCUUUAAUCGCUGAAAAGGUCGUUUGCUUUGACGCAGAACCGUAUAGCGCACAGCAGUGGGGAUGAAAAUCUGUUUCUCUCACCAAAUCACACGUACUACAAAUUUUACUCAUCUGUUUGAUAGAUGAUUCGUAUUUGUAGUCUGCUCACCAGCUUCUUUCAUAUUGUGGUGUUUUCGUUUGUUUGUUGUUUUUUUUUUUUUAAACGAUAGAUUACACAUUAUUCCAUGAUCUGUGUAUUAUCAUAAGCACUAAAGUUUUUUUCCGCCUCUACGACAUCGCAGCACUUGGUUAUUGUCUUUUUGAAAGAUGGACGAUCUAUCGAAAUUCACUCACUUAUCUGAAAGCCAUUUAUGAGCAUUCGCUUUAAAAAGAGAAAAAAGGUGAACAGAAUGGAUGAUAUCGUUCUUGUGCUGUUCAGCAACGGCUCAUCGAUGCCUUCGGAAUUGUUUUAAAUGUGUUUGUAUUUCGUGAUAUUCGUGAACCGCUCAUGACCGUCUUCGUUUGAUUACGCAGUAUAUUUCGUUUCACUACAACACGGUUAGAUUUUCGUUUCCGAAUGAAGACGCGUGGGAAAAUUGGCCAAAUAUUCCAAAACUAUUCAGUCAAGGUUAACAAUACUAAGAAAACUGCAAUAAUAAUUGAAGUAUUCAGGUAGUGCAUUGCAACCCAUUCUAAUCAUAUUCGAUAAAUAACUAGCUUCUUACACAGUUAGCCUUUUGAAUUUUUUUACGUUUAUUUUUUUUUUUGUACGUCAAAAUGUAUGUGCCUCGUUGUAAAUGACCGUCUGCUUUUCAUCUUCUUCUUUUGUACGUUCCUAAUAGAGCUCUAUGUAUGUAUGUAUGUAUGUAUGUAUGAUGACCUGAGGGGGUUUUCUCUCGUCAGGAAUGUUCCAAUGUUUAAAGUAACACAUAUACACUCACAGAAACAUGUGUUAGUCAUUACCUCAUGCCUUUCUUUUUCCCUCCUUCCUUUUUUUUUUCCCCUUCAUGAGUGUUCAUUCAGCCCACUAGACCUAACCUGUUAUUUUUAAGCAGUGUUCACUUGCAGUCCGAAAAGAAAGCAUAAAUGUAUUAAAAAUAAUAAUAAUAAAUAAAUAAAGGGCACAGGGAGAACUCCUUCACUUUCGUAUGAUACGUACACACACCGGCGUUAUUUCACCCCUACAAAGUGGAAAUGAUGUCACAGCUAUUUAACCGUACGACCUUAACGCUUAGCUUACCAAAUAAAAGAAGAAAAAAAAGCGCGUUGUGAUUCGUAAACAUUCGGGAAGACUGUAAGAACAUGGUAUGCACCUUCAGUAACCAUUGCAGCUUUGCGUACAUUUCAGACUUGUUUCUUUAUGCAAACGGGCGCUCGGUUGGACAGUUCGGCCUUUUCUUUACACUUACCUACUGUAGUAUUGUACCGUGUUUGAUGUCCGGUCAACGUGGGAAAUUCAAACGGAAAAAAAAAAACCGAUGAAUGCUAGGCCAUUCUUUUUUUGCAUGAUAUGAGUAGAGUUGUAAGUGUACGUCAGUGUGAUGCAUGUGUACCCGUCUUUUCUUUCAGUUCUUUGUUUCCUAAAUGGAACGCUUAUUGUGUUUUAACAAUUGUGAAUUUUUAUUUAUUUUAUUAUUAUUUUUUUUUAAUCCUGCCCAUUUUUUUUAAAAAAGAAAAAAAAAAAAUGAAAGUGUUUUUAUUUUCUACUACACGCUAUCAGAUCAAAUGCACUGGUGUUUUAUGUGGAGUGCCAACAGAAAGGUGAGGUACCAGUGUUACACAGCAUUUGAGGGAUCAUAUCUACCAUCACGUAGAACCCGUACACGUCCAGAUUCAUAGUAAUGUGAAAAUAUUCGAGAGAAGAAGAUGAAUACAAGUUGUUGCAAGAAUCCUGUGAGUUGUGUAAGUGUGUGCCUACAGAGUGUAUGUGUGUGUGUGUGUGUGUGUGUGUGUGUGUGUGCAAUUUCAUAUUAAAUAUCGUACAUAUCCAAUUCAACUUUGUACGUUUGGAAGUAAGGGAAAGUGUGUGUGUGUGUGUGUGUGUGUGUGUGUGUGUGUGUGUGUUUGUUUGUUUGUUUUUUCCUGCUCUGCACACACAGUGAGAGAAGAAUACAAAAUCAUCAAUAUGGUCCCUUUGAGAUGCUGAUGCUCUUUCAUUACUUUGGGGGUGGUUGUGGUUUUUUUGUCUGUUUUUUUUUUUUUAAAAAAAGGAAAAAAAGUGCAAUUUGAUUGUCACAGAUACAUGUAUAGAUUUCCUGUUCUUCGCUUAUAUGGCUUCUAUUGGACGGCAUUUUCUUUUUCUAAACAUUGUAGAUAGGUCAUUUUAUUUGCAUUUAGAAGUAUAAACACAUUUUAAAAACCUGUUACUUAAUUCUGUAAGUAAUUUUUAUAAUUAUUAUGUAAGUCUAUCCUUAUAAGAUAAAAAAAAUAAAAGUUCAUGUGAAAUUC